UCAAUGGCAUCUCUCUCUCUCUCUCCCCCCCAACAGUGACAAGGUUGUGGGAAACAAUUCCAAUUGGUAGGGCCCGACCCAUUUAUGUAUAUAUACCCAACACCCUUGGCCUCAAGAGUACUCAUCAACUCCUAAAGCUUCUCUUUCUUUCCCUAAGAAAACAAAACACAAACUAUUAGUAGUGGUACUUUGCUUUGCUCCCACCUUCUUUCUUCCUUUUUGUUUUCUUGUUUCUACCUUUAACUUUUGUAAUAUAGUUUUAUUUUAACUUUUGAUUGCUAGUUCCCUCUUUCCCGAACACCAAGAACUGUAAGCCAUGUGUAACCCAACACCAUCUUCCCCAUCCAAUUUGGUCAUUUCCAAGAAUACCCAUUUCAACACUCAUCGUAACAAUAAUAAUAAUAAUAAUAUUACUAACAAUGAUCCCCCCAAACUUCAUUCAUGGCCAACCCCUUCUGAGGCAUUGGAGGAAAUGAAAGCCAUUGGGAAGAUUUCAGGACCAACUGCCAUGACUGGUUUACUACUAUACUCAAGAGCUAUGAUCUCCAUGCUGUUUCUUGGUUAUCUUGGUGAACUUGAGCUCGCCGGGGGAUCUCUCGCUAUCGGAUUCGCCAACAUCACCGGUUAUUCCGUCCUCUCUGGCUUAGCUAUGGGCAUGGAGCCCAUUUGUUGUCAAGCCUAUGGUGCCAAACAGAUGAAAAUACUGGGGAUAACCCUACAAAGAACAGUGCUUUUGCUCCUGUCAACUUCUCUCCCAGUGUCUUUUAUGUGGUUCAACAUGAAGACUCUCUUGUUAUGGUGUGGACAAGAUGAAGAAAUCUCAUCUGCAGCUCACAUUUUCAUCGUUUUCGCCAUUCCGGACCUCUUCUUGCUCUCUCUUCUUCACCCUCUUCGUGUCUAUCUCCGGGCUCAAAACAUUAUCCUGCCUUUAACUUACUGUUCAGCAGUUUCAAUAUUUCUGCAUGUACCACUCAACUUUUUGCUCGUUGGGUAUUUGAAGAUGGGGAUUUCGGGGGUGUCAAUCGCCAUGGUUCUCACAAAUCUAAACCUUUUGUUCCUUGUGUUCUCGUUUGUUUACUUCUCUGGAGUUUACAGGGAUUCAUGGGUGGCACCCAGUGCUGACUGCCUCCGCGGAUGGUCCUCUCUCUUGGCGUAUGCCAUUCCGACAUGCGUCUCCGUGUGUCUCGAGUGGUGGUGGUAUGAGCUCAUGAUAAUGCUGUGCGGGUUACUAGCAAACCCUAAAGCCACCGUCGCUUCAAUGGGAAUUCUCAUCCAAACGACGUCGUUGGUGUAUGUUUUCCCUUCUGCAUUGAGCCUUGGGGUGUCCACUAGGGUUGGGAAUGAGCUGGGUGCAAACCGACCGGCCAAGGCUCGUAUCUCGAUGAUUAUUUCGCUUGUGUGCGCUGUGGUGUUAGGCCUUAUGGCAAUGCUGUUCACAACAUUGAUGAGGCACCAAUGGGGCAGGUUUUUCACCGACGACCCCGACAUUCUUGAACUCACUUCUGUAGCAUUGCCGAUAGCGGGGCUGUGUGAGCUUGGAAACUGCCCACAAACCACCGGUUGUGGGGCGUUGAGAGGCAGUGCAAGGCCCACCCUUGGAGCCAAUAUUAACUUGGGCUCAUUUUAUUUGGUUGGAAUGCCGGUUGCUGUUGUUAUGGCUUUCGUCUUGAAAAUGGGGUUUCCCGGGCUAUGGUUCGGGUUGCUUGCAGCUCAGGGAUCAUGUGCCUUGCUCAUGUUGUAUUUUCUCUCUAAGACAGAUUGGAUUGUUCAAGUGGACAGAGCUAAAGAGUUGACAAAAUCACCAACGCUGUUACCGGUGGUCUCAAUGGAACCUAAUCUUGAAGAUAUCACAGUAGUGUCUGAUGUUAUUAAGAAGAAUCCAGAUUGUGGUGGUUCACUUGAAACAGAUCCUCUUCUUAAGCAUUAAUUAAGCACUCGAUCGACUUCAUUUUACAUUCUUUUACCUCCGGUAUUAUAUGUGAAGAUUGUAUUUGACGACACUGAUUAAUUAAUUAAUUAGCCGCUAGCUAGUUUCUUUUAGUAGUUAUCUCUCUCCUAGUCUUGUCUUGGCUGUAUAUUGUUCUUCAGUCUGAUGCUUCUUCCUUUUUUUCCCUAUAUAAGAAUA
Helianthus annuus (common sunflower) is the source of this 2125-nucleotide messenger RNA. Its product is annotated as protein DETOXIFICATION 48-like. The transcript has 2 exons. Gene Ontology annotation, molecular function: xenobiotic transmembrane transporter activity; antiporter activity. Gene Ontology annotation, cellular component: membrane. The record is from RefSeq and is a predicted model, not a curated record. Gene Ontology annotation, biological process: xenobiotic detoxification by transmembrane export across the plasma membrane. Lineage: Eukaryota; Viridiplantae; Streptophyta; Magnoliopsida; Asterales; Asteraceae. The coding region runs from base 317 to 1927 and encodes 536 amino acids.